This is a messenger RNA of Puma concolor (puma), 1440 nucleotides long. NCBI's taxonomy places the organism in Eukaryota, Metazoa, Chordata, Mammalia, Carnivora, Felidae. The record is from RefSeq and is a predicted model, not a curated record.
AUGGGGGACCUCGCUCUGGCCUGCUUUCUCCUGGGGUCCGCUCCUCUGCCCACUCGCUGCGCCAUAUGUCCGGCCAGUGCCCCUGUGGGCACGGGCUCCUGUGCCGGGGACGUGGGCAUCAGGCCCCCGGCGUACUUGGGGUGCAUUGAAGUUCUCCGCUCAAUGAGGUCUCUUGACUUCAGUACAAGAACACAGAUUACCAGGGAAGCCAUCAGCCGCGUCUGCGAAGCCGUCCCUGGCGCCAAGGGAGCCUUCAGGAAGAGAAAGCCUCCCAGCAAAAUGCUGUCCAGCAUCUUGGGCAAGAGCAACCUCCAGUUUGCGGGCAUGAACAUCUCCCUGACCGUGUCCACCGCCAGCUUGAACCUGCGGACGCCCGACUCCAAACAGAUCAUCGCCAACCACCACAUGCAGUCGAUCUCGUUCGCCUCCGGGGGAGACCCGGACACAACCGACUACGUUGCGUACGUAGCUAAGGACCCCGUUAACCGCAGAGCGUGUCACAUUCUGGAGUGCUGCGACGGGCUGGCCCAGGAUGUCAUCGGCUCCAUCGGACAGGCCUUUGAACUCCGGUUUAAGCAGUAUUUGCAGUGUCCUUCCAAGGUCCCCGCUUUCCAUGACCGAAUGCAGAGUCUGGACGAGCCUUGGACCGAAGAGGAGGGGGAUGGCUCAGACCAUCCGUACUACAACAGCAUCCCAAGCAAGGCGCCCCCUCCGGGGGGCUUUGUGGACGUGCGGCUGCAAGCCAGACCCCACGCCCCUGACGCGGCCCAGUUUGCAGGCAAAGAGCAGACGUACUACCAGGGGAGACACCUGGGAGAGCCGUUCGGCGAAGACUGGAGGCAAGCACCUGUCCGGCAAGGGUCCUUGGACACCUACAGCCUGCCGGAAGGGAGAGCUCACGCGGGCCCUGGAGAAGCCCCCACCUACGUGAACGCCCAGCACAUCCCACCGCAGGCCACACCGGCCUCCGGCAGCAGCGCGGAGAGCAGCCCGCGGAAAGACCUCUUCGACAUGAAACCCUUUGAAGACGCUCUCAGGAACCAGUCCUCGGGGCCUGUGCUGAGCAAGGCGGCCUCCGUGGAGUGCAUCAGCCCUGUCACGCCCAGAGCCCCGGAUGCCAAGAUGCUGGAGGAGCUGGAAGGGGAGCCUUGGUACCAAGGGGAGAUGAGCCGGAAGGAGGCCGAGGGGCUGCUGAAGAAUGACGGGGACUUCCUGGUCAGGAAGAGCGCCACCAACCCGGGCUCCUUCGUCCUCACGGGCAUGCACAACGGCCAGGCCAAGCACCUGCUGCUCGUGGACCCGGAGGGCACGGUCCGGACGAAGGACAAGGUCUUUGACAGCAUCAGCCACCUCAUCAACCACCACCUGGAGAACAGCCUGCCCAUCGUCUCUGCUGGAAGUGAGCUCUGUCUCCAGCAGCCAGUGGAGAAGCCCCUGUGA